GGGAAAGUGGGAGUGGUGUCAAUGAGCAGGCAAGCUAACAGAGUCUUCUGCUCGGCAAGGUUUCAGCACGGGUAGCUAGUUCUUCGUGCUGUACCCACUUCAUUGAUUCGUUUACCAGGAUAAUAGCCUUGCAAAGAUGACAAUGGACGCUCUGCAACUAGCGAACACUGCCUUUGCAGUUGAUAUGUUCAAAAAACUGUGUGAGAAGGACAAAACAGCCAAUAUUAUUUUUGCCCCACUGUGUACCUCAACGUCUCUGGCUCUGGCAUAUAAAGCUACGAAAGGUGAUACUGCAGACCAGAUGAAACAGGUACUCCAUUUACAAGAUGUCAAAGAUGUUUCUUUCGGGUUUCAAACAGUAACUUCAGAUGUUUCCAAACUCAGCUCUUUCUUUGCACUGAAAAUGGUCAAACGGCUCUUUGUGGACAAGUCUCUUAAUCCUACCACAGACUUUGUCAACUCCACAAAGAGGCCUUUUCCAUCUGAACUGGAAUUAGUGGAGUUCAAAGAAAAAUCUGAGGAUACAAGACAGAAGAUCAACAAAUCCCUUUCAGAGCUAACUGAUGGCAAAAUGGAGAAUAUUUUGAAUGAGGAUAGUGUAAGCGAUCAGACUCAGAUCCUCCUAGUUAAUGCAGCUUAUUUUGUCACAAACUGGAUGAAGAAGUUCCCAGAGGCAGAGAUCAAAGAAUGUCCUUUUAAAGUCAACAAGACUGAAACUAAACCAGUGCAAAUGAUGAAUCUGGAAGCUACUUUUUGCCUGGGCUACGUAAAAGAAUUAAAUGUUGCCAUCCUUGAGCUUCCAUGCCUUAACAAACAUAUAAGUAUGCUCAUUCUGCUGCCCAAAGAGAUUGAAGAUGAGACCACUGGCUUGGAGAAGCUGGAAAAGGCACUCACCCCCGAGACCUUACUACAGUGGACCAAUCCCAGCAUGAUGGCCAACACCAAAGUGAAUGUAUUUCUUCCAAAGUUUAGCGUGGAAGGUGAUUAUGACCUGAAGCCGCUUCUGGAAAGCCUGGGAAUGACGAAUGUCUUCAAUGACAGCACAUCAGAUUUCUCCGAGAUGUGUGAGACAAAAGGUGUCAUUUUAUCAAAGAUCAUCCAUAAAGUCUCUUUGGAAGUAAAUGAACAAGGUGGCGACUCCCGAGAGGUACCAGGAUAUCGGAUUCUGCAACACAAAGAUGAAUUUAAAGCUGACCAUCCAUUUAUCUUUUUGUUUAGGCAUAACAAAACUCGCAAUGUGAUUCUUUCAGGCCGAUUCUGUUCCCCUUAA
Molecule: messenger RNA, 1270 nt
Organism: Nipponia nippon (crested ibis)
Lineage: Eukaryota; Metazoa; Chordata; Aves; Pelecaniformes; Threskiornithidae
Gene: SERPINB5
Product: serpin family B member 5
Biological process (GO): negative regulation of endopeptidase activity
Molecular function (GO): serine-type endopeptidase inhibitor activity
Source: RefSeq, a predicted model, not a curated record